Messenger RNA from Malaya genurostris, 4585 nucleotides. RefSeq lists its product as uncharacterized. The transcript is spliced from 8 exons. The record is from RefSeq and is a predicted model, not a curated record. The coding region runs from base 63 to 3299 and encodes 1078 amino acids. NCBI's taxonomy places the organism in Eukaryota, Metazoa, Arthropoda, Insecta, Diptera, Culicidae.
GGCUUAUGUACAAGUGUAUCAUCAGAAAUCCAAGUAGUAUUGCUAAUUAGUUGAAAAUUCAAAUGGAUAAAUUAGAAGAUGUGUUCAUUUCUGAAUAUUUUAAUAGUUACGAAACUAAGAGUUUCGACAAAUCAGUUCUAGGGUCAAUGAACGACUUCACAGGACGACAGCUCAAAUCUCCAUGCGCUUGCAAUAGGAAAUGCUACGAAAAAAUCUCGAAUCAAUAUCGCCAAAAACUCUUCGAGAAUUUACUGAACCUAUCUCGUGAUGGCCAAAAACAAUUUAUAUCCAACCAUAUGCAAAUUUUCAUCCCGAUUAGACAAAGGAUUCAAGACUCGAGACGGUCCGUUAGUCGAUCGUACUUCUUUCCCACAGCUAAUGGUCCGAUAAAAGUUUGCAAACCAAUGUUUAUGAGCACAUUCGACAUUAGUGAUAAAAAAAUACGAAUGUUGGCUGCCGACAAGGAAAUUGAGGAUGUAAGCCCUCGAAAAAGGAGAAGAAAAGUCCAGGACUACAUCACCUCAGACAAUAUCUGUGAAGAAGAUAUUUGCAUAUCAAAUGCUACAGAACAGCAGUUGUCCGAUGAGAAGUUAGAGUUGCCGAGAAAGUAUGAAAUUGAAGAUACUGAGGUGACCUACUCUAUUAGCGAUAUUAAAUUAGAUUUGGAACAUUUACAAGGAUAUGAAAUCAAUGAGUGCCACAGCAAUGAGGAAAGAAUUUUGAAUAAAUCUGUUCAACAUUGGCGUGAAACACGUGGGUACAGUUUUAUUCGUGCUAAUGGAUUGGAAGUCCCGGCAAGACAUCUUAAGCCAGCCUGCUCUUGUCGGUUAUUGUGUUUUGAAAAGUUUCCAACCAAAUCGCGUCAAAAGAUACUCGAUGAAUUGCUAAAACUCUCUGCUUCAAAUCAGAAUCGUUUCCUUGCAAGUCACUUCCAACUAAAAAUAUCCAAUCGGAAUUCUAAUUCCCCAUGUCAAUACGUUUACUUUCUUCCGGCAAACUAUGGCAUGGUUGAAGUCUGUAAAGAAAUGUUUUUGAACACCUUUGAUAUUCAAAAUGAAAAAUUGCCAGGCCUGAUAGCGAAAAAAAGUGCUGGUGAGUAUAUUUUUGAUGAGUUUGCUCUGGAAAAGCCGUUUAAGACGGAAGAUAAUCAAGAAACAAAUGAACUGGAAAGUGGUGUUGAAGAAACAGCAAUGGUCCACCAAAACAUAAAAAUAAAAUUGGAAAAAUUCGACGAUGAAGUAUUUGAUAAUAUAAAUCAACAGCUUGGUGCAUUAAAUAGUGAUAAUUACGAAGCCAGAAUAUUGAAAGAAGAACCGAACAUUAUGACGGAAGCAUACCCAAUGCUUCAGGAGCUACAGACAAAUUACAGUACAGAACAAUUGGUUGACGAAAAUGUAGCUAAUUAUAUGCAACGGUAUGAAAUCAGUGAACAUCAGAAAAGUUCGUCUAAACGACAAGAGCAACGUCGACGCAGAGAACGCGGUUGGAGUUAUAUUCGCACCGACGGUUCAAAAGCUCCACCUCGACAAAUUAAGCCUGCCUGCAGUUGCCGAAGGUUUUGCAAUGUUAAAAUCCAGAACGAAUCUCGACAAAAGUUGCUGGACAACUUGCUGAAGCUUUCAUUCGAUGGUCAGAAUCAUUUCCUGGCUUGCCACAUGAAAAUUAUGGCAACGAAGCGGCAAACCCGAGCAUUCUCGAGACGCCAAUUUAGCUAUGCUUAUUACAUGCCAGUCGAAGCCGGAGUGAUGAAAGUUUGUAAACAAUUCUUCAUGAACACAUUUGACGUUGGAGACAAAAAGAUGCGCCUUUUAGCAAUGAGGAAAGACUAUCCUGAUGUGAUUGUUUUGGAUGAAAAUGGCACUGCCCAUGAGCUGAAGGAACAAGUUCAUGUGGAUUUCAGGCAUGAAGGCCAAAAUUCAGAUCAUGACGAUGACGAUCUACAAACCGCUUUCCCUAACGAAACAUAUUACGGUGGGAAUCUCCGAGAACAACAGAACUAUGGCGACAAUUUGGUUUAUCCACAUUUCCGUCACCAUGAAAAUAAUAGUAGUUAUUGCCCUGAAAAAGAAUCAUCUGUAGACGCAGAGCAACUCCGUCGAAGGAAAAGAGGAUAUAGUGAUAUUCUACCAAGUGAGAGUGUGAUAUCAACAAAAAGGAUGAAACAUACAUUUGACGUUACGGAAGCAAAUCCCGAAACAUCAAAGAUGCUGUCAGAAGAAAAGGUAGAAAAGGAAGUAAUGGAAGAAAAUAAGCUUGAAACGUUGAGCAAUAACGAAAAUAGCUUAAACAGGAUCCUUUUAGAGGAACAGAUAAAAAAGGAAGAUAAUCAGGAAGAGAAAGAUUGGAUCAAUGCAUUCGAUGAUUGCAUUGAUACAACGUUGAGGAUACAUUAUGAAGGUCAGUCACUGAAAUUGGAACCGAAUGAUGAUGAAGUGAUCGAUGAUGCAAGGAUCGGCGACCUGAGUCUCGAUCGUUACGGAAAUAACUCGGUAAAUGUCGAAGCAUAUCCUAUACUUCAAGAAUUACAAACAUUUCGUAAUUUCGAACAACUGGUCAAUACAAAUGUAGCUAACUAUAUGCGACGGUACGAAAUUAGUGAAUGUCAGGAAGUUUCAUCUGAACGACAAAAACAACGCCGACGCAAAGAACAAGGUUUGAGCUAUAUUCGCGUGAACGGUUCGGCAGCUCCACCUCGACAGAUCAAAUCUACAUGUAACUGUCGAAUGUUCUGCCAUUCUAAACUGUCCGAUGAAUCUCGCCAAAAAUUGCUGGUUAAUCUGUUGAAACUUUCAUUCGAUGGUCAAAACAAUUUUCUGACUUGUCACAUGAAAAUUAUCAAACCGAAACGUUGUCGCAAAAUUACUUCAAAGCGUCAUUUUAGCUAUAUUUACUAUAUUCCAGUCGAAGCGGGAAUAAUGAAAGUAUGCAAAUUAUUUUUCCUGAAUACUUUUGACAUUGGACACAAAAAGCUACGACUUUUGGCAUUGAAAAAAGAUUUUGAUGGAGUCGUGAUUUUGGACAAUAAUGGCGUUGCUCACGAGCUGUUAAAACCGUCACCUUUAUGCGAUAGGAAUAGUCAGACUACAUAUCCUUACAACCUUAAUCAUGACGUGGAUCUGCAAACCACAUUUUUCGAAGUGGUGAAUAACACCGAUAAUUUAGUAGAACAACCGGAUUACGGCGGUUUUCUACCAUACGAAGGCUCAAAUCGUUGUGAGAGCGAAGUAAACUGUGGUAAAUACUAUUCAGGAAUGGAAUCCGCUAACCGACAUCGUGAACCAACUGAUGAUUACUGCUAAAUUCCCCAAAACAUGAGUGUGCUAUCGAGGCUACCAAAAAUACCAAUCAUCAGUGAACAAUUUCUAGUUCAACCGAUCAUCACGGAAGACAUCCUUAAUAAAAGUAAAAUGGACACCAAAGAACAUAUUUUAGACGAGAUAGCAGUAAAACAAGGAGUAAUGGCGAAAUGGUCUUGAACUCGAGCCACGCGAUGAUGGGUUCAUGCUAAAUUGGCUGUGAAUCGCGCAGAGCAGGCUCUUGCCAAAAAGUAGUACUAAAAUGAAUAAUAGUUUAACCCACAAUCAUCAGGAAAGUGUACUGAAAUACGAUGAUAAUGAAGUGGUGCCAACGGGAAAAAUAUGAAACUGAAUAGCCAGGCAUUGACGACAAAUUUUCGUACCGAACAACUGGUCAACGUAAACAUAAAAAAGCAAAGUCCUGGCAUUACAUUCCUUUGGUGGAAUUUGGCCUUUCUGUUUCAACAGACUUCGCAACCGAUUUAUAGCCUACAGAAUCAUUGCAUGGCUAGUGCUACAAUCCUACUGACACUAAGAAUCCUUCCAGAUCGAGGAUCGAACAUAAACGUAAACGUAGCUACCUAUAUUCAGUGGUAUGAAAUUAGAUUACGUCAAACGAUUUCAUCCGAAUGACAGGAGCAAUAUCGACGCAAGGAACGCGGCUGCAGUUAUGUUCGCGUCGACGGUUCGGGAGCACCGGCACGCCAGAUCAAAUCGUCCUGUACCUGUCGGAUGGUCUUUCAUCCUUCCGAAACUCAAAUUUAACAUGAAAAAUAUCGCGACGAUUUUCGACACCAAGACGAUUUUCUACAUGAUCAUUUUAAUCGCUUUGGGGUAAAUAAAAAUCAUAACAGCGUUUCAGAAAAUGCAGAGCUAGAAAAUUGAGGAAACCUCUCACAUAUCCCAAACGGCGUUACACAAAAGUUACGGACUCUUCACGCAAGAAAUUACUUUUUUACGAAUACAUUUGGUACUAUGCGUCGAAAACUGAAGGUACAAAAGGAUACUACUCAUCGCAAUCAACUAGAAAAAUUUGUUCCUUCGAUGACGAGGAAUCACUAUUUCCUGGCAGUGGUAUUGCACCAGAGACACAAAUUCUUCCCGGACUACAGCCGAAAAGAAUAGGAACCAACCUGGCGCACGGCUUCGCUUUUACGAGAAUACGACUUCGGCAUGUACAUGUAAAAUGUACCCAACCAUGUGCGACGACUGACAACGCAGUGCACAGCAUGUGUCAACUAAUGUUAACUACAUGUGUAUAAAAAAAAACAAACCAUAUAUGCAUCCAA